GCCUCCCCAGGUGUUCAGCACCUACUCCAACGAGGAUUACGACCGUCGCAAUGAGGAUGUGGAUCCCAUGGCAGCCUCCGCUGAGUAUGAGCUGGAGAAGCGGGUGGAGAGGUUGGAGCUGUUCCCUGUGGAGCUGGAGAAGGACUCUGAGGGCCUAGGCAUCAGCAUCAUUGGCAUGGGCGCCGGGGCCGACAUGGGCCUGGAGAAGCUGGGCAUCUUCGUCAAGACCGUGACAGAGGGUGGGGCGGCCCAUCGGGACGGCAGGAUCCAGGUGAACGACCUCUUGGUAGAGGUGGACGGGACGAGUCUAGUGGGAGUGACCCAGAGCUUCGCAGCGUCUGUGCUCCGGAACACCAAGGGCCGAGUGCGGUUUAUGAUUGGCCGGGAGCGGCCGGGAGAGCAGAGUGAAGUGGCCCAGCUAAUCCAGCAGACCCUGGAGCAGGAGCGAUGGCAGCGGGAGAUGAUGGAGCAGAGAUACGCCCAGUACGGGGAGGAUGACGAAGAGACAGGGGAGUAUGCCACUGAUGAGGAUGAGGAGCUGAGUCCCACGUUCCCGGGUGGAGAGAUGGCAAUUGAGGUGUUUGAGCUCGCAGAGAAUGAGGACGCGCUGUCCCCUGUGGACAUGGAACCCGAGAAGCUGGUGCAUAAGUUCAAGGAGCUCCAGAUCAAACAUGCUGUCACUGAGGCAGAGAUCCAGCAGCUGAAAAGAAAGCUGCAGAGCCUGGAGCAGGAGAAGGGGCGCUGGCGGGUGGAGAAGGCGCAGCUCGAGCAGAGCGUGGAGGAGAACAAGGAGCGCAUGGAGAAGCUGGAGGGCUACUGGGGCGAGGCCCAGAGCCUGUGCCAGGCUGUGGACGAACACCUGCGCGAGACCCAGGCCCAGUACCAGGCCCUGGAGCGCAAGUACAGCAAGGCCAAGCGCCUCAUCAAGGACUACCAGCAGAAGGAGAUAGAGUUCCUGAAGAAGGAGACUGCACAGCGUCGGGUUCUGGAGGAGUCAGAGCUGGCCAGGAAGGAGGAGAUGGACAAGCUCCUGGACAAGAUCUCAGAACUGGAAGGAAGCCUGCAAACACUGAGGAACUCCAAUUCCACUUAACAGGAAGCAUUCCUUGACUGGACAAUAAUUAACCCCCUCCCACUGUCCUCCCUCCCCUGUCCUCAAUACCCCUCCCCGCCCCCUACCAGCCUGGGGACAGGUGCCCCGACUCCCCCACCCCUCCACCUCACCUCCCCCAGCUUCAGGGACCAGAGGGCCCAUAUCAAGGCCCCUUCAGGUGGCCCGGGCAGACAGGUGGCUGGAAGGGCGGCCUCCCUCUUGCCCCAUGGGGCUGAGGUGCUGAGGCCAGGGGCUGCCGAGGGCCGGCCUGGGCAGUGGACGGACGCAAGGACCUGCAGAUCAAACUGCCAGACAUUCCAACCUCCAACUUUUGUCUCUGGACUGGAAUGGGGCUGGGCUGUCCCCGCAUCUCACAGACUGGAGGCUGCUCCCUGCCAGGGAGGCCUCUCCACUUGAGACUCCACUUUCUUGGCCCUUGCCCCCCCCACCCCGUUGUGCUGUCUGUUGCAUCCUGACCCGCCUGCCGGUGGGGGGCUUGCCUCCACGCCUCCCGCCCUUCCGCCCUGUCCUGGGAGGGAUAGAGUCCGCCCCAGAGCCCAGAGGCUGGGCCUGGCCCUGGCCCUGCACUGACUUCUCCAGUGUCCUUCAGGAAAGGGAGGAGGGAAGGAAGCAGGGAGAGCUCAGGACACCUGGGGCCCAGCUCCCCCUUGUGGGCAGCAGCCCUCACUGUCUCCUCGUGCCUCCCUCUCCCAGGUGCCAAAUAGCCAUAACCUCCUACAGGAACUGUUGCGCUGGCCCCGGGGCCCGGGUUUCCCGGCCCAGCCUGGGGACGCCAGGGAGGAGAGGUCAGCUUAGGGGGCCUGGCUGCAGAGACCCUGGUCCUAGGCGAGGGGAGUACAUCUCCCUAGAGAGUCAGGUCUGUCCCACCCUGCCCAGGGCAACGCCUGGAAGCCUUGUACGAACACCACAGAUUCAGCCCCAUUCCCACGCUUUUCCAGCGUUUUGACUGGGGGGCAAAAUGUUGCUACUCAUCUUUUUGGAGACCGGGGCUACUCAGCUGGUAGUCUGCCUUCUAAGUGAAAUCGACUCUGUUCCCCACUUUAACCCCAAAUUGGGGCUAGGACCAAGGGAGGUGAGACCCCCCCCAGGUCCCCUCCCCUCUCAGAAUCCAUCUCAUUUUGCCACUUCUUCAUACCCCUGCCCCAAGCCUGGGUUUUUGUUCAUUUUUUAAAAAAAACAGACUACCCUGUCUUACCCGUUUCAGCUUCUUUGUCCCCUGUAAAUAGACCAUGCCAUCGAUCAGUAUUUCUUGCCCCCUCUCCCUCCCCCAGACGUGCCCCCACCCCCUGAAAGCUGGCUGUCUCGGUGCCCGGCCCCGUGCAUUCACCCCGGCAGAUGGAGGGGGCAGAGCCGGGGCUGCGGGGCGCUUCCCAUUUGUUGGGCCAGCGGCCGCCCCUGCCCAGCCAUCCAGAGGACCGCGUCUCUGUAUAUAAUAUAUAUAUAUGUAUGUAUUGUUCCCGGUUUUGUACGGACCAUGCCCUCUGUCAGGUCGUUCCCAUAAAAGCAGCCCCCAGAA
Molecule: messenger RNA, 2630 nt
Organism: Carlito syrichta (Philippine tarsier)
Lineage: Eukaryota; Metazoa; Chordata; Mammalia; Primates; Tarsiidae
Product: neurabin-2
Exons: 9
Coding region: 68-1093 (341 amino acids)
Biological process (GO): neuron projection development; calcium-mediated signaling; actin filament organization
Cellular component (GO): dendrite; cytoplasm; postsynaptic density
Molecular function (GO): actin filament binding
Source: RefSeq, a predicted model, not a curated record